AUGCCACCACCACCUCCUCCCCCGCCGCCGCCGCCGCCGCCGGGAGGUUUGGGUGGCCCUCCCCCGCCGCCCCCUCCAGGAAGUCUCCCAGGUAGACCUCCUAAAGGACAGGCUAAAGACCGGGGCGCACUUCUUUCUGAUAUCCAUAAGGGCACCAAGCUGAAGAAAGCCGUUACCAAUGAUCGAUCAGCACCUGUAAUCGGAAGCUCAGGAGGCGUCUCAGCAGCGCCUCCUGUCGCGAGUGCGCCGCCUGUUCCUGGCGCGAGGCCGCCUCCAAGCGGGCUUGCUCCGCCUGUACCAUCCGGUCCAGCCGCGAAUCGAUUACGAAGUAACAGCGAAGGAGUUUCUGGGACAGAUGGUGCAGCCAGUGCAAUGCCACCUCAAUUAGGGGGGGCUAUUUGCUGGUGGGAUGCCCAAGUUACGCAGUCGUGGAGGUGUCGAUACAGCUCCGAAGCCUCCAGCAGCUCCCAAGCCUCCUGGAGCCAGGCCGCCUCCCCGUCCCUCAUCAACCGAUUCACCGCCUGCGCCGCCGGUCAAUCAUUUGGUUGCCGGCUUGAAGAAGCCUCCCCCGAGACCUGCUUCACGACCCUCUACAGUUCCACCGCCAGCUACAAAGGCCCCCGAAGCGCCGCCUCCACGAGCGCCUCCUCCACCUCCAGCACCAGGGAAGUUACCACCACCGCCUGCAUCGAGAAAACCGUCCGGACCCCCGCCACCUCCCCCAUCAGCCCCCGCGACUCGGGCACCUCCUCCCCCCGCCGGCUGCUUCUAGAUCGACACCACCCCCUCCCCCAUCAGUAG
This is a messenger RNA of Penicillium crustosum, 801 nucleotides long. Its product is annotated as putative proline-rich, actin-associated protein Vrp1. NCBI's taxonomy places the organism in Eukaryota, Fungi, Ascomycota, Eurotiomycetes, Eurotiales, Aspergillaceae. The transcript has 3 exons. The record is from RefSeq and is a predicted model, not a curated record. The coding region runs from base 1 to 801 and encodes 266 amino acids. Gene Ontology annotation, molecular function: actin binding.